AUGACCGCCGCUCAAGCCGAAGAAGAGGCAUCAGCUGCGAACAUGACGACACCACUCGCCUCCGCAGCCGCCGUCGCCGUCGAUUCGGUGCUCAAGGACCGCAUCAAGCCACUGCUGGCGACAUAUGAUCCCACGACCACGGCACCGACCUCGGUGAGGUCAUCUUGCGCCCUUCUCCAACUUGUCCCCCCAGCUGAGCCCGCCUCUUCUCUCGCAGGACCGCUCCUUGCUCGUCUCGCUCGCCGACCAAGUCGACCAGGCCUUGCCCGACUCUGCAGCGACUCUGGUCCAAUCUCGACUGCCGUAUGAGCUUUUGAUCGCCAUUUCCGCCCUGUUAAGGUUCCCACCUUCCGAGGAACAGGACCAAGACGCGCAAGGUCUGUCCCUGGCGACUUGCUGCCCAAGUCCGACGGCGCGAGAACUCAUGUGGGACCUCUCCUUCCAUUUGUCACAGCGGAUGUGACCUUGACGAAGGUCAAUCGGCACCAUGAACCUCUCUUGCGCAUCUCAUCAUCAAUAGCCGCAUGUUUAAUACACACCGAGGAUCGGAUUGACUCAAGCCUCUCCGAGACAAUCGCUGUCCGGGCUCGCUUGAUCAUGGUUUUCGCAAAGUUCAGCCAUCAAGACCCGGCGGCACCGAGGCUAUGUACGGCACAAGCUGUCGAGUAUGCUACUGGUAAGUUUUCUUGCUCUCUAGAGCCUCGAACCCAUCUUGACCCGAGUCUGAGACCUCCCUCGUCUUUGGCCCAUUCUCAGCAAGCUUGAGCCACCUCCUCCUGAACCCACCCACACUCCGACUCCCCAUCCUCGACCACCUCCUCUCCAAACUAUUGCCGCCGAUAUUCAAGCCCCAUCCUCAUAUUAACCCCACAACUGGAAGAGCCGUCGCUCGACCUGCAGGAGGCGCCAAUGCUCUACUAGACUGGUUCGAUUCGAAUCGGAAUCAUUCCACUGGCGAUGGCGCUGGCGCUUCGGACUGGCGCAUCGAAGUGGGGUUGCACAAUGUCGUGCGGUUCGUGGUCGCAUCCCUGGAGGUACGUUACUAAACCGUGUUCUGACUUUUGGACGACUACUCAUCAUCCUACCUUCGGCGCAUUGCGUUUGCAGAAGGAAGACAUCGAAUCACGAUGGCAUCUCGUCCUCCCUCCUCUCCUGACCUACCUCGGCGACUACUCGCCCCUCAACAAACUCUUGGGUGUCGAUCUCCUCUCCGCCUUACUCGAACGUACGAGCGGUCCACUUUUGACCAAGACCGGUGUCGGCAAAGUGUUUUCGACGGUGCGUAAAAAGAACUUGGCGCGCUGCGAAGCACCCGCGAGCUGAUGCAAAGAUCGGCUCGGUCCUCCAGUCCCUCGACGCCUGUCUCUCCUCCCUCUCCUCCCCUUACUCCCCUUUCCUCCUUCUCAAGACGCACCAAGUCUACCUCAGCCUCCUACACCAAAUCUACCCUGCCCCUUCCCCCACCCAAGCAUCCUCCCAAGCCCAUCUCCCCCUCCUCCAACUAGGUAUCAUCAGGGUAUGGGAAUUCCACCCCUCCCACAUCGCUUUAUUCAAAGCCACGAUCGAGGGAUUGGGGCCUUUGUUGCGGUCCAAGGGAUUUGGAGGGAUGGGGACAAUCAGGUUCUUGGGUGUGCUGGUGCCGCAUCUGGUCGGGGUCUUGGAGACGAGUUGUAGGACGAUGAUCGGAGCUGGCAUUCGGACAGGAAGAGGUUUGGGCGAAGGGAAUCGGGAGGUCAUCGAGUAUGCUUUGAGGGGGCUGAAGGAGGUGGUGAGGAAUGCCGAGGAACGGAUAAGGGAGAGUGCAAAGUGGAAGGGGAUGGUGUUGGUGCAGCUGGGGAAGACUUGGGUCGUCGUAAGGGAGGAUGAGGAGGGGCAGGGGCACAAGCGUGAGGAGCUGGAAACGUUGCUGAGGGAACUAAUGGCACUGAUUGGUGAUGAGGUCGGUUCCCGAAGCGAUCAUCCUUCCGCCGCGUCCACGUUCAGGCAGCUGAUUGCCGCGGUGUUUUGUUUCUUGAUCCCGACAGACCGAUCGACAACGUUUCCUCGUGCUCGACGAGGACAUGUUCGGCCCCUUAUUCGCCAAUGACAACCUAUGA
Molecule: messenger RNA, 2096 nt
Organism: Microbotryum saponariae
Lineage: Eukaryota; Fungi; Basidiomycota; Microbotryomycetes; Microbotryales; Microbotryaceae
Source: the annotation of a GenBank genome assembly